GCCGGAAGUUCCUUUUCAAGAAUACCUGGCUGUUCCUGCAGCUCAGUUUUCCAUCUUCCCGCGCGGCACUGGCAACAACAUGCUUCUGAUUCAGCCCGUCCAUUUAGCUGUAAAAAUACAUUAAUCAGUACUACCUGGCAUCCUCCUGAGCAAGACUUCAUUAGGGCCCAGUAUGCUUCACUUCAUCCAGAAGUUUUUUCAAGCAUCUUCAAAGAUGCUGAAGUACCCGUUCAGAGUCGGUCUAGGAGCUAGCAGGAGAACACAAACACUUUCUCUCAAGACAUGUCUCCAGCAGAACUUUUCACCUGUGUUUCUAAGGCCUUGGCCCUUCUCAUCCUUUCUAGUGUGUAUGAGCAAGACACAAUAUUACCAUACUUCUCCAUGCACCUUUAAGAAGCAGCCAGUACUUCCAGCCAGGCCACCAAAAACUAUCAUGUACCUGCCUGACAGCCCAAAGCCAGCAAUCUAUGUAUCUUUGGCGGGACUAAUCCCCUUCUUUGCACCACCAUUGAUCAUGGUGAUGGCAGAGACUUAUAUCCCUGCAUUAGCUUUUACUCAGAUGGCUUAUGGAGCCAGUUUCCUAUCUUUCUUGGGAGGGAUCAGAUGGGGUUUUGCUCUUCCUGAAGGUAGUCCAGCCAAAUCAGACUUCCUCAAUUUAGCUAGUAGUACAGCUCCUGUUGUGUUUUCAUGGCUUGCCUUCCUUAUUUCUGAAAGGCUCAGUGAAGCUAUAGUCACAGUAAUAAUAGGUUUAGGGAUAGCAUUACAUACUGAACUUUUUCUCUUGCCACAUUAUCCCAAUUGGUUCAAAGCCCUAAGGAUAGUAGGCACUUUAGUUGCCUUUUUAUCAUUUGUAAUCACUUUACUACUUAAAGAUAUUUAUCCAGAGAAAGGACCCAAGAGACCUGGUCAAGUAGAGUAAGUAUAAAACUACCCUGUAGAUGACGUUAGCAUGUUAGUUACAAACCUUGUAAGGUUUUGCAUCUCCUUUUUCUUCUACUACUGUUUAAUUCUGUUUCCCACCAAUGAUAAUUUAGUCACAUUUUUUUCGUUUCUAGAAAUCUUUAUUUCAUAGGAAUUAUAUGAUCAACAGCUUGAAAAUCCCUAACAAGUCCUUUUCAUGUCAUAUUAGGUUACAGUUCUCAUUCAGUGUUAUGAAUUAUAUAAGAUUCAUACAUUUCAAUGUUUUAAUUUGAAAAAUGUAAAAUAAAAAAAGAUGAAAAAUCCCUUUUGCUAGAGACUGUGAUCACUGAAGAAAAACACAUAUUCUCCCAUUUCGGGAGAAUAACUUCAGUCCAUGAAUGUCUGAAAGUAAUAAGCUGUUCCAGGGCAGAGUUUUCAUUUAAGUUGCCCCUGGUAAUUGCAUUUGCAAGUUCAUUUUACCUGGUAUAACUUAGUUAUAUGAGCUGAAAGGAUCUUUGGCUCUAAAGUCAUUUGGGAGUAUUAUCACAAGGGGAAGUAACUUUUGAAGAGAAACUGGACACAUAUUUUAGUUUUUAUCAGGAUAUUUGGCAGAGUAUAGAUGCAACUUAUCAACAAAAAGAACACCACUGAGUCAAAAUUAUUUAAAAGAAUAAAGCCACUAAUGCAUAAAGUUAGGAAAAGUCAAGCUGGAGCCAUCCUGAUAUUCUAAUGAAAGGGGCUAACUGGCUUUACAUGUUUUGUUUUUCUACUUUAUUUUUUUAAAUUGUUUAUUCUAUUACAGUUAUCCCAAUCUUUUUCCCUUUGGCACCCCCUCCAUCCAGCCUACCCAUCUCUUCCACAGUCAGUCCCCUUUCCAUUGUCCAUGUCCAUGAGUCAUUCAGACAUGUUCUUUGACUAAUCCCUUCCCAUUCCUUCCACCAUUC
Molecule: messenger RNA, 1844 nt
Organism: Pteronotus mesoamericanus
Lineage: Eukaryota; Metazoa; Chordata; Mammalia; Chiroptera; Mormoopidae
Gene: TMEM69
Product: transmembrane protein 69
Exons: 3
Coding region: 173-919 (248 amino acids)
Source: RefSeq, a predicted model, not a curated record